AUGGCCAUGAAGAGGAAACUAAUUUCGGCGCCGUUGUCGAUCUCGCUCUAUGACGAUCUCGACUCGGGCCCCGCCGCAACAGCGACAGCAGCACUGAGCUCUAAAGCCGACUGCGAUGCUUCGGGCGAUGCUUCUGAGCCCAAGAAAAGCCGAGCCGAGGGCGAUUCGACAACGAGCAAUGGUGGCGGGCCAGCGUUGGGCGAGGAAGAGGAAGAUGGAGGAAGAGGCGGUGCUGUUGGUGAACUGCUGAGCGUCUGUGGUUGGCGCAAAGGCGAACGCCAGGACAUGCAGGAUGCGCACGUAAGGCAUGACCACUUCGAUCUCGGCAGCAUCAGUAACAUUCAGCGAAGUGCAUUUUAUGCGAUUUUUGACGGGCAUGCUGGACGUCGAGCUGCCGACUUCGCGGCCCUGCAUUUACCAGCCAGGCUGAAGCGCAAAAUCGAAGCGUGU
Messenger RNA from Gongylonema pulchrum, 450 nucleotides. NCBI's taxonomy places the organism in Eukaryota, Metazoa, Nematoda, Chromadorea, Rhabditida, Gongylonematidae. The record is from the annotation of a GenBank genome assembly.